Messenger RNA from Brassica oleracea var. oleracea, 1243 nucleotides. Its product is annotated as RNA-binding protein CP33, chloroplastic. Gene Ontology annotation, cellular component: cytosol. The transcript has 5 exons. Lineage: Eukaryota; Viridiplantae; Streptophyta; Magnoliopsida; Brassicales; Brassicaceae. Gene Ontology annotation, molecular function: mRNA binding. The record is from RefSeq and is a predicted model, not a curated record. The coding region runs from base 56 to 913 and encodes 285 amino acids.
ACCCAGUUGCAUCGUACCUUUCUCCCUCUCUUAUCCAAAACUGUCUCAAGCUCCAAUGGCUCUUCUUCGUCUCCCUCCCAUUUCCCUCCAAUAUCUAGGUCACAAAUCUGAACAAAAAACCCCUAAUCCCGGAGUUUCGCUCACCAAUUUCUCUCUCACAUGGUCUACUCCUUCACUAUCUCGUCUCCAUCUAGCGAAACCCAGAAAUCUUACCUCUUACUCCUUCGCUACUACCCAGGAGCCAAUCCUCGAGCCUUCUUCUUCGGAAGAGAUUUCCAAAACCAGAUUGAUUGCUCAAAACGUUCCUUGGACCUCUACACCCGAAGACAUAAGGUCGCUGUUCGAGAAAUCCGGCAGUGUCGUCGACGUUGAGAUGUCUAUGCACAAGAAGGAAAGGAAUCGAGGUUUGGUUUUCAUUGAAAUGGCUUCUCCUGAAGAAGCUGCAUCAGCUCUUCAAGCUCUCGAAUCCUAUGAAUAUGAGGGUCGUCGUUUGAAGGUAGCCUAUGCAAAGGCCAAAAAGAAGAAAACUUAUGCUCCUCGUGAGAAGCCUACGCCGGUGCCUACGUUCAAUUUGUUUGUUGCAAACUUGGCAUUUGAAGCUAGGGCCAAGCAUCUUAAGGAGUUCUUUGAUGCUGACACUGGCAACGUUGUGUCCACUGAAGUUAUAUUCCAUGAAAAUCCAAGGAGGUCUAGUGGUUACGGGUUUGUCUCUUUCAAAACCAAGAAAAUGGCCGAUGCAGCGCUCCUUGAGUUCCAAGGAAAGGAUUUCAUGGGAAGACCAAUCCGAUUAGCUCGUAGCAAACAGUUUGUGAAGUUGCAUGCAAAAGAAGGGUUGCAGCCACCUGAUGAAGAGGAACCAUCUGAGUCUGAGAUAAUGACUGAAGAGGACGAAACUCCAGCUCCAGAAAACUGAGAAGGAUUAGUGGUGGUUGGGUAUCGGAAUUGAAGAGAAAGCUUUCAACUUUUGACAAACAAGAGGAGCGGAUACAUUACAAGUACCAACCUUGAGUGAGUGGUGGAGAAGUAAGAAGUACAAGAACGAUCUAGUUAGAACUGAAAACUACUAGCGACUGUCAAGAAAAAAAACCCAUGUGGCUCUGAGAACUUGCUUUGCUAAGUUAACACAAUUUUCUUCUUAUUUGUCUUUUGGUUUUGAUUGCAUUUGUUACUAUAUUGAAUGUAUUUAUUUGGUUCCCAAAGAGAGUCACUUAUAUUGUCAGUCUGUUGGGUAAGUGCAAACAAA